Molecule: messenger RNA, 1047 nt
Organism: Pochonia chlamydosporia 170
Lineage: Eukaryota; Fungi; Ascomycota; Sordariomycetes; Hypocreales; Clavicipitaceae
Product: methyltransferase type 12
Exons: 2
Coding region: 1-1047 (348 amino acids)
Biological process (GO): mitochondrial respiratory chain complex I assembly
Cellular component (GO): mitochondrion
Source: RefSeq, a predicted model, not a curated record
AUGGGCACAAGCUUCCACAGAAUAUCGCCUCUCGCCAGCGCAUCCCUCCAUCUAACCACCAGACGAACCUAUGCCGUUCACUCCUCAGGCGCACCGAGAUUUCAAGUAUUUAACCGGCGAGCAAAAUGGAUGCAAAAGGAGCGCGCUGCUUCCAAAGCUGACGAGAGUCGGCAAGCAGACUACCUCAAAGACGAGGUUGCCAUCCGCGUAACGGAACGACUCCUGGACAUCAACCGACACUUUUCCAAAGUUCUAGACCUAGGCGCCAACUCUUGCAACCUGGCUAGAGCGCUCGUCCGCGAGAACCCCGAUCCCGAUCCAGCCACGCCCGAAUCACAGCCUCUCGCAACACGUAUAUCCGAACUAAUUGCUGCCGACUCAUCAGAAACGCUACUUUACCGUGACUCGGAUCAUGACUUCAACAAGAAGCUCAACAUCACGCGGCAGGUCCUGGACGACGAGGAGAGCAUCCCGUUUGGGCCAGAAUCCUUCGACAUGGUCAUGAGCUCGCUCAGCAUGCACUGGAUCAACGACCUGCCCGGAAUUCUGUCCCAGAUAAACAGCAUAUUAAAACCGGACGCUCCGUUCAUCGGUGCCAUGCUCGGCGGAGACACGCUCUUUGAGCUGCGCACGUCUCUGCAGCUCGCUGAUUUGGAACGGAGGGGCGGUUUGUCGCCGCACGUAUCGCCGUUGGCAGACGUUCGAGACGUGGGCGGGCUACUGCAAAAGGCGGGUUUCAAAAUGUUAACUGUGGACGUGGACGACAUCAUUGUCGAUUACCCCGACACGUUUGCGCUGAUGCAGGAUCUCCAGGCCAUGGGGGAGAAUAACGCCAUCCUGGGACGAGAGAUGGGUCCCAUUCGUAGAGACGUCCUCCUUGCCAAUGAGGCUAUUUAUAGAGAAUUGCACGGAAAUCCGGAUGGUUCUAUCCCCGCCACGUUUAGAAUCAUCUACAUGAUUGGGUGGAAGGAGGGUGAGAAUCAGCCGAAGCCGCUGGCCAGAGGCAGUGGUGAGGUCAACCUGAAGGAUAUCCUGGAGAAGAAGUGA